This is a messenger RNA of Trametes versicolor FP-101664 SS1, 1863 nucleotides long. RefSeq lists its product as uncharacterized. Gene Ontology annotation, molecular function: protein binding. The record is from RefSeq and is a predicted model, not a curated record. The transcript is spliced from 4 exons. The coding region runs from base 1 to 1863 and encodes 620 amino acids. Lineage: Eukaryota; Fungi; Basidiomycota; Agaricomycetes; Polyporales; Polyporaceae.
AUGGGGCAGACAUCAUCGUAUAUGGGUGCAGCCGCAUAUCCCGAACCGCCUUCCUUCAACGAACUGGUCGCGAUGCUGCCAGAUGCCCUGCAUCGUGAGAUGCACGUUGAGUGGUGUGAAGACAUGGAGGACUCGGACUAUAUCCUCACGGAAGUGUGUGUGGGCCUCAGACGCCACCGCAAUAGGUUCGCCCCCAUCGACAGGCUCCCGCCCGAAAUAUUCAGCUACAUCUUCGAAUACGUGGUCCAGCCGGAUAGCGACCGCACCGUCAAAAGCCAGAAGGCGGCGACCGAGCGCAUUCCAGAAAUGUGGGCGUUACUGGCUCUCUCCCAAGUGGGCAGCCGGUGGCGCGCCAUUGCGCUGCAAACUCCGACUCUUUGGACGCACGUCGACAAUCGCCACGAGGCGACGCUAGAAGCGUACUUGACUCGCUCUGGCACGAUGCCACUGCGGCUGCACAUGUUCCCUGGAAUGCCUAACGAGCGCGUAGACCGCUUACUACAGCAACACGGCCAUCGUGUUCGGCGAUUUGAUUGCGUAGAAGGCCCACCCUGGGGACAUUGUAGCCCGGAUUUCCCGCACUCCCUCGAAUGCCUCACCGUUGCCGCAGACUGUGAUUAUCUAGGAGACGAUGAGCAUGAAGGGGUUACACACCUGUGCGUCGUCUCUCACUUGAAGGCCCUCGCGCUCCAGCCAUUCUGCUCUACGAUCUUCGGUACCUCAUUCCCCUCCCUGACGCAUCUCUACCUCUCGCCUUUCCACGAGCGGGCUUCGAGCGAGGGAGCGAUGCAAGACCUGAUGGAUCUCCUCUCCAACACUCCAGUUCUGCAGUACCUACACCUCUCGAGGCUCCAGAUGAGAUCCUUUUUUGCCUCCGUCUCUCCACCAGUCACCCUUCGGUCGCUCCGCGCACUCACAUGCCUCGACAGCGAUGUAGGCGCCGCACUGCGCUUCCUUGAGUCGCUUGAGCUCCCAGAAGACGCCUUGGUGCGCCUGGACGGUCUGCAACGCGUUGAGGAUGACCUAAUCGAUGAUCUUCGUACCUGUCCUAUCCCUUCGCAGGGCCUCGUCGAAAGCUUUGAUCACCUGGAGGUGGUGACAGACGAGAAUCACCUGCAGGUAGUGGCUCAAGGUACGCGGUCCGGGUUGUGGAUACGGGCGAAGAGCUUUGUGGUAGCCUAUAACGUCCAUCCCCCGAACUCGGAAGACCACUGGACGACGUGGGUGACGACUCUCGGUGCCAUGUUGUCGCUCGCCUCCAUCAGGACACUUCACAUCUGCGUCCUAGACCCGGCUCUCCUUCCCAAGCUGCUACCCCUCUUACUGAACCUGGUCGAGCUGGCGGUACGCAUCAAUCCGGGCUCACAAAUGCACAGCGAGAGCACCUGCCAGUGUCUCCUAGAACGUCUCUAUGCCACCCUGGCUGCAGAAGAGUCUGCCUGUUGCCCGGUGCUCCAGGUCCUAUCGGUCAAGAUUCUGAGCGACAAUCCCGGCCACUUCCGUCUUUCCGGUACACCAGGGAAGCUCGGACCUGACACCGCGUUGAAAAUGGCGAGGAGUCGCUCACGCAUGGGCGCGCCGCUUCAUCGCCUCGCAUUGCAGCUUCACUGUGAAUCGCCCACUGAUCGCAUGGAGACGCUGGAGGACUUCGAGAGCGCACUCGCCCCAUACCGGGAACACGUCGCUGCAGUCGAAGUGGUGGACGGAAAGGAGUCGAAGUUAUGUCUAUUCGAGAUGCGGGAUAUGUGGAACGCUGAUGGAGCGGAGGAAUACUGGGGACUGGCGCCUGAAGAUCAGCCGCAGUACCGUCUCCCAUGGAAUCCGGGACUUGAAGACUCAUUCAAGCUGAGGUGGGUUUAUUAG